CACCUUAAGGCUCAACUGAACCAUUCUUAUUACUUCCAACUCAAAGAUUGUCGGGUCACAUAUUAUAAGGUCACUUUGUGAUGAAAAUGAGUCCUCAAAGGGGGAUACUCACCUCUCUCUCCUGCUCCAUCCCUAUCACUCCAAACAAAAAACAUUCAUCUCCUAAGCUGAAUAAUUAACACUUUGUUUUGUGUAAGCAUUUCUCAAUAUUCUCUUACACAUAGUAAUCAGCACAACAGAAUAUUUAAAAAGUGUUUCAUAAUACUCAAGCUUUGCACUGAAGUAUUUGUCCCUUGAAUGCAAACUGCUGGGGUGAACUAAGGUAGCAAUUCUUUCUAAAGCUGAUGUUUGGAUAAUCAUAUGAAGCAUAGGGUUCCAAGUCUUGCCUAUAUUUGCACCUGCAACGUUGAAUUCACAUAUUGCCUCAAUGGCACUCUCAUGUUCAAGCGAUUGGCCCUUCAUCUCAGUUGGGUUGUGCCCUUGGGCUGCCUUCAACUUUAAGAACUUACAGAAGGAAAGUAUUGUAGAUCAAUUUCCAACUGCUGAUUCUUUUUUUUCAAUGAAAAGUAAUUUAAUCUAAUAUUUUUAUGUAGAUCUUGUAUUUUAUUUGCUUGUUUAGUUAGCAGCUCAUGCAUCAAAUAUUUGAUAAUUGUAAAACCCUCGAUCUCUUGGUAAAUCUUAGUUAUAUAUGACCUAAUAAUAUGGCAUUUAUUGCCUCCUUUCAUGUGUUCAUACUUCCAAGCGUCAAACAUUGAACUUCCCUCAGACAGGUGUAUUUCUUCUACGGCUUAGCUGUAUUUUGCACACUUAUUACAAAGAUUACCCACUGUGGUUUUGGGUUUGAAUAAGUUUUGUCAAUAUUCUAACCAUACUAAGUUAUGGUGCAUUUGUAUAAAGAAAAAAAUUAAUGGUUAGACUAAAAAGCAUUUAGUGUAUGUGGAAUGUGAAUUAUCAUCAGUUAUUGGUACAUUUUGGAAGAGUAACAUUCUGUUCACUGAUGUUUGAUGGUACACUCCCUCAAUUGAUUAACUCAUUAUUGACUGACCAAUAUCUGGCGCAGGGCAAAGUCUUGCUUUGUGUGCGCUGUCUGAUUUCAGCUGAUUUAAGUUUCCUUCAACCGUCCUUGCUCGUUUUACUUGAAAAAUCUGCUAUGGAUAAAGAAAGUCAGCUGGGUAUACAUUAAACUUUCAACCUGGUUCCUUGUUCAAUCCAUCUGCCAAUAGAGCAACAUAGCUGCAGCAGUAUACACAUGCAUCAAGUGCAGAUGCCUAUUCCAUUAUUCAUAAGUUCCUGUGUGUUAGCAGUAUGGGUGCGUUGCACUGGACAAAGGAGAUCUAGCACUGAAUAAAAUGUGGGUGGACUCUGCCUUGUUUUUAUAGUAAACUUCCACAGCAGAAUGAUCGGCUAGAUGAAAUAAGAUUUGAAAUGUUUUUCUAACGAACCAACUGACAUGAGUUGAAGCAGGCACAAUAUCUUCCUACGUUCUUGGUAUAAAUCUUGUGUUCUGCAAGCUGGGAGGAACUUGCUCUCAGUUUUGUUUGAUCAAUAUGUUGCCAUUGAAAAUCCCUUCUCUUGCCACUUAUGUAUGUCUGUUCUUUGAAUGCCGAAUUUAGUGCUGAUAAUUUGUGUUGGGUGAUGAUUGAAGACUUUUGGUACAAAAAUGGGUUGAAUAUGGAAAUGCAAACGUAGCCCAAAAUAUUCAUUUUUGCACUUUUUUAGAAAAAACCAUUGGGCAUCUGUUUUGGUAGAAAAAAAACAUACAGUUGGCCUACCGCUACCGAAAAACUUGUUUUUAUGCUUUAAAUCACUCAUUCCCUAAAGAAAUGAAAAUAAAAAAUACAGAUUGUCCCUAACUUGUAGUUGGUAUGAUAAACAUCAUUUGUUUAAGAAACAACAUUUUGUGUUACAACCCUGAUAGUCACUGCUUGUUAACCUAGGAUGAUAGAAUAGUCAUCUAUGUGGAUGUUAUUUUUAAAGUUACAUGUCAAUCCGGUAUAAAUGUGAAGCCUUUGAGUCUUUUCCCUGUGUUAAAUGGAAACUUACUCUAUAUAACCUUUUGGACUGUAUUUAUGUUAAUAUUAUUUAUUAUUAUUUAUUUGUAGUGCCAUGCAAGUUUUGUUACUAAGUUGAAACCAUUUCUUCUUUUGAAUUGAUCAUUAAAAAAAAAAAUUCAUGUGAAGUGUUUGAUUCGUGUUGCUGACUAGAAAAGACAAAUAUGGUUUGUUUGUGAUGAGGCUAUAUGUAUAAAUAUUUGUAUGGCAUGUUGAUUUCCAUUAUAAAGUUGUGUUAUAGAAUGAAGAUACCUUAAGGUAACAUGUGGGGCAAGCGCCAUUGAAGCUUGAUUAUCAGCUGUAGAAUCACGGCCUCGAAAUGCCCCGAUCCCCUAUCUUAUCACUAUCUGCUUCCUCACCAGUUCUUUGUGUGGGUAGCCAUAGCUGUCAGGUGGGCUCAGGCAGUGGGCAGAUGAUGGUAUAGGCAUUGAUAAUGUACCUAAGCUAUCACACUGAUAUGGCAUGUGUUCUAUUCAAGAAAGGCAUGCCUCUGUGACAGUGAGAUUGAAGACUGCUGGAGGAGAUGAGCUUCAGUGUCUUCCUGCCCUGUUUUCUGGAUAACUAACUCUAGACCCUUAACACUUGAAUUACUGGUGUUACUCUGGCUUAAAGAGAAAUAAACCAUUUUUUGCCAACGGGAAGACUGCUUUCUAUAAUGCUUCUAAGUUUUUACAUGUUGCUGAGUCUUGUUACUGUACCACAACACAAGAUGUCACAAGACAGUGUGUGUAGUGACUAGUAAACUUGUGGCUAUGAAUACCAAUAGACUACCAACUUUCACCAUACACGCACACAGAUUGGAAUAAAGAAGCUUCAUAUACCUUAUGUAGCACAUAUGCCUUGAAAGAUGUAUAAUUCAUACCAUAAAAAGACAAGCAUUCAAGUCAGAUUAUGUUCUCAGUUUGACUGAUAUUUGAAAGAUAACUAAAUGCCCUUUAUUCAGUAAAAUUGUUUGCUGUAUUUCUUUUCUUGUGGUCAUCUGUAUUUUCUACAUUCACUUAUCUUUUACACUCAGUCAUAGCCUGUUUUGUUCAUGCACAAGAACUCAAGAGAAUGCUUAUCUUUGUGCAUACUUGAUAUAUCACAAAGGUUCUGGAAGGUAGAUUGAAAUGGGCCCAAAUGAAAUUAUUACCUGCCCCCAGGUUGAUAGUGGUAGCAAUUUUCUCCAAGUGUGAUUCAUCAUGCUUCUAUAGCCUCUCUUUGCCACAAUGAGUUGCAUCGAGGAGAAUGCACCUAGUUGACCAAGAGUUAAGAUGGAUAGGUAGUAUUCCUAAGCUGCAUGUGUCUGUCAUAUUCAAUCCUGCCUGCAUUUCCUUGGUGCUGCAUCACAGCUAACAUGGAUUUAUACCACUGCCCAGAUUUCCAUAGUAACCUGAAUCACCAGAUGCAACAUUCACCACAGUUCAUAUCCAGCAUAAUCAGUGAAGACACAGAUAGUAAGUCUGAAAGUCCAGCUAGAAAGAGAAGGAAAACAUCUGCUGGUGUCAUUGAUCUAACUAGUUCACCAAGUCCUCCUUCAGUGAGGCCAUGGGAAUCUGUUAGUGACUCGACAACACAACGUCCACGUAGGAAGUCCACAAUGCAGCGCCGUGUCUCAGUGGAAAGAUGCAAUACACCAAGGGGAAGACGAAGUCCUGGAGCAAGCCGGAGAAGAACACGUGAAAGGAACACUCCACAGGAACCGUCACCAGAGCGACGUGCAUUCCAGCCUCCAAACCCAAUUCUCCGACCUAGUCAUUCUACAGUCCUCCCCCACCACCACCAGCAGCAGACAGUUAUGGUGGAUGUGGAUCAAGCCGGUCGCCAUGUGGGCUGGAGAGAUAAUGCGCCAGUCUCAAACCCAGUAACAGUGGCUCCUUAUGCUAUCCCUGUGUGCACGGGUCCCCAUCACUUGCCAGUUUGUACCACAACUCAUAUCCCUGUGUGUACUACAGCUCAACCCACCUGGUCCCUGCCAGCAUGUACAGUGUUUCCAACCUGUAGCAUUCAGCACAUUCCAGCUUGCAGCUUACAGCAGAUUCCAGUCACACAUGGAGCCAUCACCCCCAUGCUUCAUGCAGCCCACCCUCCCCAGUACCACAUGACACAUCACCCACAUCCCCAGCCUCAUCACCACCCCCAUCACCCCCAUCAUAACCCUCAUCCUCAUCUACAGGCACCGCAGCAUAUGCCAGCAGCCACUCAGUUUCUGCCAACAACACCAUCGCCGCCUACAAUCAACAGACUUCCCUUCCAGACCCACCAUCAUGCAGAGGAUGAUAUCCAGAUCAUUGGUGAACGUCGCCCCAUGUACCACCACCCUCACAUUCCAAGUGCAAUGCAUGCUAGUCAUCCCGUGCCACCACUCAAUCCUUCACCGCCAGUGAUCCUGCAGGAGCCGACAGUGCACCCAACACCACAGGAGUUCUACGGUCCUUUCUCAAGGUAUCAGAACAGACGAACAACUCACAGAAACAGAUGGCGCUCUAUUCCGCCUCCACCUCCACCAUACCCAGGCUUUCUACUACAUUUCUUCAGGGCCAUGCUAGGCAACCCUCCAUACCCCCCACACAUGGUAGACAUCAAUGAUGACACUGCUGAAGUGGAAAACUAUGAAGCCUUACUCAAUCUAGCAGAACGGCUUGGAGAGGCCAAACCACGGGGUCUAACUAAAGCAGACAUAGAUCAGCUGCCAUCUUACCGCUUUAACGUGGACACAAGGACAGACGAGGACCAGACCUCCUGUGUGGUGUGCAUGUGUGACUUUGAGCAGAAACAACAACUGCGUGUGCUGCCUUGCAGUCAUGAAUUCCAUAUCAAGUGUGUAGAUAAGUGGUUGAAGAGCAACCGCACUUGCCCUAUCUGCAGAGCAGACUCCUCAGGCAGUGCUCACGCUGAAUAAAGUGUCCAGUUCAUUGUCAGCAGUGAAGGAAGAUAAAUCAAGAGGGAUCAAUAGUUUUAAGAAAAAUGACCAGAAUCACUUUGUGUCACUGGGGGAAUUGAUGAAUUUUGUUUUCAUUUUAAUCACAUAACUAUAAAAACAAUUAUAAAAAAAUGUAACAUGGUUUUCAUGGCUUGUAGCAUAUGUAUAUAGAACAAAGUCAAUGAUUUACACAGUGUGAUCUAUUGAGAUUUUUUUCAUCCCAUAUAUAUAUAUAUAUAUAUAUAUAUUGUCAUUAUAUUGUUAGGUGAAAAGAAAAAUGUCACCUGUUAGUCUGCUUAACUGUGACUGGUCUUAAGUUCCUUACUAAAACCUGUAGAGCAGCAGAGGUUCUUUACAGACCAAGAAGAAAGUAAAGGCAUAGUAAUGAUUAUGGACAUUUUUCUUGUACAUCUACAUAUUUCACAGAAAAAAUCCUUCCCUAUCACUUUGUUAUGUAUAAAACAUUAAUAGUAAUUGAUAUAUGGGUCAAAGAACCCUCGAUUUUCAUUAUAUGGUGAUCAUCUGCUCUUUUUGCAAGUGGUUUGUUUUUCAUUGAAGAAAGACAUCUUUUGAAUCACUUGUUAUGCCUUCAACCAUCUCUUUGUGUGUUUUUUCUUGCAGUUUUUUUUUUUUUUUUU
Molecule: messenger RNA, 5591 nt
Organism: Lingula anatina
Lineage: Eukaryota; Metazoa; Brachiopoda; Lingulata; Lingulida; Lingulidae
Product: E3 ubiquitin-protein ligase RNF38
Biological process (GO): protein ubiquitination
Molecular function (GO): ubiquitin protein ligase activity
Source: RefSeq, a predicted model, not a curated record